AUCUAAUCUAGAAACCCGUUAGAAACUUUGUUUCUAACAAGCUUACCUGCCAGUUGGCUUUUGGGGUCACUUUGAACAUGCAGUUUUCCUUAUCAAUAGGGUCCCUUCAUCAGUCUCAGACAACAAAAUCCUCGUGAAAUGGUUCAUAACACACCACCAGUAUUUUGUUGUCUUUGCUUUGUUAGCACAUUGGAAAUCACAGAACCUAGUUCCAACCUAGAGCUAGAAAGAGUGUGUUUCUUGGUUAUGUGUCAGGCAAAAAAAAAAAAAAAAAAAAAUUAUGACCUGUGACAUUUUCAUUUCUAAAGAUGUCAUUUUUUAUGAAUCUCAUUUCCGUUUCAAAACUAUCAAUCAAGAAACCCCCCGAACAGUUUGGUGAUGAUCACUUAUUCACUUCUAUCCCCUUCCAUCCACCACUUGUCCUUUCAUUGAUGAUUCACCACCAUCUAGAGGUGGCAAUUUCAAUCCAAUCCACCAAUCCAAUCCAUCAAUCCAUUAAAAAUAUCCACCUAAUCCAAUCCAUUUAAAUCCAAUCCAUUUUACUAAUUAAUCACAAGGUAUUGGUCUUGUUGCUCGUGGUUUUUUGCUCUCGGGGUCUGUAUCCAGCUCCUUGCAUUGUGCACCUGCUUAUAAGUUAUAACAUCGUUCAGAUCUUCAACGAUCCUCUGAGAUCAUCUUGAUUGACGAUACCUUCCUGCAAUGGUAUACAACACAUGCAAACAACAAGUAUAUUUGUCCAAGCGUAGAGUUCUCAAACUUACCAUAUCCAUCCUGUGAGUAGAAAGGGAAAGAUCUCGACAAUAACAUGAAGUACUUAGCUUGUUACUUGUGUUUGCUUUCUUAAACACGAUCUAAUUAAUGACGAAUUAUGCUCAUGUGACGCAUGUUUCAAGUAGAGAUUCAACGUGAAAAAUGAGCUUGAAUGGAAAUCCGAUAUAACGAGUGACUUAAACUUAAGAACACAAUUGAGAAAUAAUGCUUUAACGUACAUCUAAAGACUAAUGAAUAUAUAGAUUAAUAAAAUGACUUAAAAUAGAUAUAUAAAUGCAUAAUUCAUUUGACGUUAAUGGUUUCCCAUUUCAUCGUAUGCUUUUUUUUAACUGUCAUAUAAAUUGGUUGUAUCGCUUUUGGACCAUACCACUUGUUAAACCGGCGUAAUGGUAUAAGCCGGUAUGACAACCUUGGUAUCUAUAAAAAUAAAGGGGAAAAAGAAAAGGCAGAUUUGGUGACUUUUGAAUUUUCCCGAACCAACAACGUAGUAAGAGCUAACAAGUCCUCAAAGUGAGAUCGAGAGCACGAAAGCGUAGAUUCUUUGAGAAUUUAAUUUUUAGACCGUGACGUAUUAAUAGUAAUGUAAUUUACAAAGAACUUUUAUAUAGAAGCUAAAAAACUUAUCAUUGAUAGAAAUAUACACGUGGACUAAAGAAUUGAGUCCAGUUGAGUAAACAAUUUGUAAGGCUUAAUUUCACGUUUGGUCACUCGAAUUGCUAUAAAAUUUCACGUUUGCCACUCAAAUUAAUUUAUUCCAUUUAUAGUCACUCGAAUUAGUUGAACAGUUCAAGUUCGGUCAUUCUCCGUUAACCUCCGUUAACUUUGACUGACGUGGCAGUCAACUCUGAUAGUUGACCGUUAAAUGUGUGACGUGGCAAAUAAAAAAUAAUUAAAAAUAAAAAAUAAAUUUUUAGAAAUUACACAUCAUUAUCACAAAAAAUUAUAAUUAUAAAAAAUUUUAUAAUUAUAAUUUUUCCAUGGAGUUCAGGUGCAGAGCCGGCGACCGCAUAUCGCCGCCGAUUGAGUCCUCCCACCACCGGCCUUCACCCUCCGCCGCCGUGCCUCAUCCGCCGUUUCGAGGUGUUCAGUCGAGCCUCCAACUGAUGACGGACGAGACGCUCCAUCGGGAGCUUGAGAAGGCGCGGGUGUCGCAGGAGAUAAUCGCGGAAGAGAUCGAGCGGCGUAAGGAGGUUAUGAGGGCAGAGUUGCGUCGGCAGAUGAUCGGGGAGAAAGAUCCGGAGCCGGCGAUUUCGACGGCGGAGUCGGGGCGCCUGAUAUUUCCGGAACAGCCGCCAGAGCGCCGUUUCAUUAUUACUCCUCCGGUGCCGCCGACGCCUGAGGUCAUGCCUCCUUCUGCCUCUGUCGCGGAACCUAACAAAGCGGAGAAGCUGUCCGAUCUCGGAGGCGGGAAGCAUGAGAAAUCGGAGGACGAUGAGGGGGAGAAACCCAAGGAAGAUUUCAGGUGCGUGGUUUGCCAGGUGAGUGCUACUUCUCAUAAGCAAAUGAUCGAACACCUCGCGGGCAAGCAGCACGAGGCCAAAUCUCGCUCUUUGGCAAGGAGGAUAAAGAAGAGAGUUGGUUCCGAGAUGCAGAAGAAUCAUGGGAAGCGCGGGAAGUUCAGUAGGAAGUGAAGCCAUUCUCUUUCCCUUAACUGUAAUCUUUUUUUCAUUUUUUAUAAUUGUAAUUUUUUUGUGAUAAUGAUGUGUAAUUUUUAAAAAUUUAAUUUUUAAUUAUUUUUUGUUUGCCACGUCAUACAUUUAACGGUCAACUGUCAGAGUUGACCGCCACGUCAGACAAAGUUAAUGGAGGUUAACGGAGAGUGACCGAACUUGAACUGUUCAACUAAUUCGAGUGACUAUAAAUGGAAUAAAUUAAUUUGAGUGGCAAACGUGAAAUUUUAUAGCAAUUCGAGUGACCAAACUUGCAAUUAAGCCCAAUUUGUAAAGAGAACGAUUCUCUCGUAAGUUUUUUUAUAAUAUUGAAAGAAAUAAUGUUUCUGUUUCCAGAAAUAUGUCUUCUCUAUUAUGAUUCAUUCAUAAAAUUUCUUCCUGUUAUUGAAAAAAUUGGACUUGUUUCU
This is a messenger RNA of Linum trigynum, 2848 nucleotides long. Lineage: Eukaryota; Viridiplantae; Streptophyta; Magnoliopsida; Malpighiales; Linaceae. The record is from the annotation of a GenBank genome assembly.